This is a messenger RNA of Phascolarctos cinereus (koala), 864 nucleotides long. RefSeq names its product C-C motif chemokine 4-like. Gene Ontology annotation, molecular function: chemokine activity; CCR chemokine receptor binding. Gene Ontology annotation, biological process: eosinophil chemotaxis; inflammatory response; positive regulation of GTPase activity. NCBI's taxonomy places the organism in Eukaryota, Metazoa, Chordata, Mammalia, Diprotodontia, Phascolarctidae. The record is from RefSeq and is a predicted model, not a curated record. Gene Ontology annotation, cellular component: extracellular region.
GAUAAAGCUACACUGGGGGAGAAAACCUUAGUUCUUGACACUAGCCUUACAUUUCCUGGGUUCCUUUUUUAGUUUCUAUCUCCUACCAUGACAACAGCUUUCCACAGGAACUUCCACUCCUUUUAGGUUCCUUCUUCCCUCUGAGAACUCCCAGAAACCACUAUAAAAAUAGGGGUCACACCUGAGACAGAGACACAGAUCUCCGGAGUCUCCCAGCUAGGGCUCUUCUCCUCCAAGCCUUCUCUCCUCUCUGGGCCAUGAAGGUCUCUGUGGCUGCCCUCUCCAUGCUCAUGGUCAUGGCCUUCAGCUCUCUGGCAUCCUCUGCACCAAUGGGCUCCGACCCUCCCACCUCCUGCUGCUUCUCCUACGUCAGCCAACAGAUCCCCAAAAAAUUUGUGACAGACUAUUAUGAGACCAGCAGCCUGUGCUCCCAGCCAGCUGUGGUGUUCCAGACCAAAAGAGGGCGGCAGAUGUGUGCCAACCCCAGUGAUGCCUGGGUUCAGAGCUAUGUGGAAGAUCUGGAACUGAACUGAGGGGCUCAGGGGCCUUAAACAAUGCCUCUUACAGGGAAAUGGACCAAGCCAAGGAAUUCUACAGUCAGAUGCAAUCUCCCCAAGCCCCAGCCUUCUGGAGAUCGUUUCUCCCAUUAGAAAUGAUUCUUAUCUGUGAGAUUUAAUUUACGUAAAUUAUUUGGUGGCAGCUUUGGGCAUGUGUUCUUGCUGUUUGCACUUCUGGAAGAUAUGUUCCUCAUGGGAAACUCUAUUAGCAGCCUGGCCUGUCUUGCUUAGAGUGUUUGGGUCACCUGCUGCAUUCCAUGAAUAUGUGUAGCACAAGGAUUUCAGAAUAAAAUGUUUGGAAACCGUA